AUGGAGAAAAAGACAUGCAUUGCUAUGGUUCCUUCACCUGGACUAAGCCAUUUGAUUCCGCUUGUCGAGUUUGCUAAACUAUUACUCCAACAUCACAAUGAAUUCACUGUCACAUUUCUCAUUCCAUCACUUUCUCCUCUCACUCCUUCCAUGGAAUCCAUCUUGAACACUCUUCCACCAAACAUGAACUUCACUGUUCUUCCACAAGUCAACAUUGAAGACCUCUCACAGAAUCUUGCACCUGCAACACAAAUGAAACUCAUAGUGAAACACUCUAUUCCAUUUCUGCAAGAAGCUGUAAAAUCACUCAUUUCAAAAACUCACCUUGUUGCUUUAGUCUUAAGCAUGUUUUCAACUGAUGCACAUGAAGUUGCUAAGCAAUUCAACCUUUCUUCUUACCUUUUCUUUGCAUCAGGAGCUGUUUUAUUCUCUUUCUUGCUCACUCUUCCGAAACUUGAUGAAUCUGCUUCAUCUCAGUUCUUAGAGUCUAGUUAUGAAACAGUGAAUGUUCCUGGCGUUUCAUUUCCUUUCCAUGUCAAAGAUCUUCCUGAUCCGGUUCUUUACGAAAGAUCAAGCCAUACAUACACAUCAUUUCUUGAUGUGUGUCAAAAACUCUCAUUGUUUGAUGGUGUUAUAAUGAAUACUUUCACAGAUUUGGAACCAGAAAUUAUAAAGGUUCUUCAAGAGAGUGAGAAUAAGAAACCUAUUGUUUUUCCUGUUGGACCUAUCAUUAGGAAUGAGUCAAAUAGUGAAGCAAACAUGUCAGUGUGUUUAAGGUGGUUGGAGAAUCAGCCACCAAGUUCUGUUGUCUUUGUCUCUUUUGGAAGUGGUGGAACACUUUCUCAUGAACAACUCAAUGAGUUAGCUUUUGGUUUAGAAUUGAGUGGACACAAAUUCUUGUGGGUUGUGAGAGCUCCUAGUAAACAUUCUAGUUCUGCUUAUUUUAGUGGACAAAAGGAUGAUCCAUUAGAGUAUUUACCAGAUGGUUUCUUGGAAAGAACAAAAGAGAAUGGACUAGUGGUUCCAUCAUGGGCACCACAAGUUGAGAUUCUUGCUCAUGGUUCAGUAGGUGGUUUUUUGAGUCAUUGUGGUUGGAGUUCAAGUUUGGAGAGUGUGGUUAAUGGUGUACCUAUGAUUGCUUGGCCAUUGUUUGCAGAACAGAAGAUGAAUGCUAAGUAUCUCACUGAUGUGCUUAAAGUUGCGGUGAGGCCGAAGAUUGAUGAUGAAAGUGGGAUAGUGAAAAGAGAGGAAGUUGGUAAAAGUGUAAGGAGAAUCAUGGAAGGUGAUGAGAGUUUGGAGAUUAAUAAGAGAAUGAAAGACUUGAGUGAUGCUGCUGUUACUGUGCUAAGUGAUCAUGGUUCUUCUAGGAAAGCACUUUCUGCUCUAGCAUUGAAAUGGCAUUGA
Messenger RNA from Lathyrus sativus (Indian pea), 1404 nucleotides. Lineage: Eukaryota; Viridiplantae; Streptophyta; Magnoliopsida; Fabales; Fabaceae. The record is from the annotation of a GenBank genome assembly.